This is a messenger RNA of Labeo rohita (rohu), 3124 nucleotides long. It is a transcript of the gene hmgxb4a, whose product is annotated as HMG box domain containing 4a. Lineage: Eukaryota; Metazoa; Chordata; Actinopteri; Cypriniformes; Cyprinidae. The coding region runs from base 204 to 2096 and encodes 630 amino acids. The transcript is spliced from 13 exons. The record is from RefSeq and is a predicted model, not a curated record.
AUGAGUAAUGCUAGUUUUUUGGUUGUAAAAAUGGGGGCUUUCUUUGUUGUGAUACACUCUCUGGUCUCAAAGUCCCUCCUCCUCAUCUCUGGCUGCUUUUGUUGUUGACUCCCAUCAAAGAUGGCGUCGAGCGCCAACUAAACCCACAUCCAACCCGAGAAUCACAAGACUGACCAUUCCCACCUGAAGGACCGGGACGGACCAUGGCUUUUGAGGAGAUAAAGAAGAAAGGAAUGAUGGACAUCUCAGGGAUGGAAGGAGAGGUCGGUCUUGUUGCGGGUCGCAGCCAAAGAGAGAAGAGGCGCUCGUAUAAAGAUCUGUUGAGAGAGGAAGAAGAAAUCGCAGCGCAGGUGCGCAAAACCUCCAAGAAACACCACAAGGAUUCUGACCUUUUCCUAUUAGGAGGAGAUUCACACAAGAAAAAAAAGAAGCACUUGAGUGAUGACUACUAUCACAGAGACCAUCACAGCUCUAGUCAGCCGCCCCACAAGAAGAAGCGCAAGUCUUCAGAUCGCUCGCCCUCUCUGUCCUCUUCCUCGUCCUCUCACCCGUCCCACUCCACAGACACGGCCAUGGGCCUCCUGGAGGCCAUCACCUCCCCGCUGGCCACGGGCUCCGACCCCGCCCCUCACUUCCACAAAAAACCCUCCUACCCUCCCCACACCUCCUCGCACUCCUCCAAAGACCGAAAACGUGACAGCAGCUCCAAGAGCACCCACUCCUACCCGCACUCUCGUCCCCCCAGCUCAUCUUCAUCUAAAAAGCAUUCUUCUUCCUCGAAGUCUCUGCUGUUUCACGGAGGAGCUGGAAAAGGAGAGCCGUUGACGCUCUGUGAAGCUGAAGGCCUCAAGAUGAAGCUCAUCCUUUCUUCAAAAGAGAAGAAUGAAAGUGUAGGGAUGAAUGAGGGAUUCUCCUUCCCGGUACAUUCUUCUUCAUCUUCAGGUGUUGUUGGUCACCAUUCGUCCUCCAGCUCGAAGAAAGGAGGGAUAAAGAAGGAAAAAGACAAAGAUAAAAUGAUGUCAAAGCCACCAAAGAAAAAGCAGCACAGCCGAGAGCCACUGCCUGUAGUGGGGAAAGAGGUGGAGGUUGUGGGUCAUUACGGUGGGUCUUACGGCGGCAUGGGAGGAGAGAGCUCAUCUUCAGGAGGAGAACUAGAGGCCGGCGAGCUGGUGAUUGACGACUCCUACACACAUCUCUCUAAAAAGAAGAAAAAAAGCAAGAAGAGCAAAAAGAAAAAAGAUAAAGAGCGAGAUCGAGAUCGAGAGAAAGGAUCCAGGGAGAAGAAACACAGCAAAGGAGGAAGCGGAGGGAAGAAAAGUGUUACAGGUGAUCAGUCUAGAAGCCACUCCCACUCUCACAGCUCAUCCAAUCACAGCACUUCUGGUGGCAUGUACGCUAUGGCUCCACCCACCUCAUCCCAUCACCAUCAAAGCAUUGAACUGGUGGGCGAGAAGAAGAAAAAGAAGGAGGAAAAGGACAGAGACAAACAUGACAAGGACAAGCCGAAGAAGAAGAACACGACGGCCUAUCAGGUGUUCUGUAAAGAGUACAGGGUCAAUAUCAAUGCAGAACAGCCUGGAUUAGUCUUCGGGGAGCUGAGUAAGAAACUCGCAGAGGUGUGGAAACAGCUGCCUGAAAAAGACAAACUGGUUUGGAGACAGAAAGCUCAAUAUCUCCAGCACAAGCAGAAUAAAGCUGAAGCGAUGACGGUCAAGCGGAAAACUUUAACAACCUCAGAGAGUAAAAGUAAAGGCUCAAGUAAAGCUGUCAGUUUAGGGGCAGGAUUGGCCCCUCAGGGCCGCUCGUCUUUGGGUAUGUCGUUGUCUCCGGCACGGGUACCUGAUGUGGAUCCCAUAGAUGCGGCCGCUCAUCUACAGCUGCUAGGUGAAUCGCUGUCUCUGAUUGGACACCGACUUCAGGAGACGGAGGGGAUGGUGGCGGUGUCUGGCAGUCUUUCGGUGCUUUUAGACUCUAUUUUAUGUGCUCUUGGUCCAUUAACCUGCUUGACGGCACAGGUUCCUCAGCUCAAUGGCUGUCCACGCAACAUCCUGUCAAAUACUUUGGACAACAUCGCUUAUAUAAUGCCUGGACUAUGAAUCUUUUAAAAGGCACUUAUAAGAGACUGGGUUACAUUUGGACGCAUUCCCAGAAGCACCAAACGAAGGACCAGAGUUUGUUUUUUAACUUUUUCUGAUCGGUGAACAUUCUUAGCCUCUGACAUGUUUUUAAAAACAGUAUUUAAAAUGUUAGUCAUUUUUUUAAUGUUGUAAAAAAAGAUAUUCUUUUUUAGAGGACACUUUUAAAGUUUCAGUGUUUAGUUGCGAUGUCUGUUGUAAGUUGUGUUUGUGAGUGUACGUGAGAGUGAUCUAAUUCACAUGCUUUCAUAAUGUCCAAAACAUUUAUGUUUUAUACAAAUAUGUGCAUUGUCAUUUUAGGGCCAAAUGUUUUUUUUUUUUUUAUUUAAUACUGAGUUAAUUUAUAACAACAGCAGUUUAACUGCACUGUCAUCAUGUCUUACAUAUUGUAUUUUUGUAAUGCAAAUGUUGUAAUAAUAUUAUAGUUUUCAAGUUUUAGCACGUUUACAGGGCAAGCAUGUAUAAAAUCGUUUUAAAGGUGCAGUAAGUAUUUUUUUCUUUUUAUAUCUGAAAUUCAUAGUUAAUUUCACAAAUAUUUUUAUAAUGAUGUGCACAGACGUGAAGACCCCAACAAGACCCUCCCUCACAUAACCCUCAUUUAUAGUACUUUUGAUUGCCGAAUAAAUUUGUCAAAUAUGCCUAUCAAUAUUUUUUCAGUGGAAUCAUAAAAUUGAAAACUUUUGCUUGGAGUAUCCAGUCAGAUAGGGAUCAGUAUGCAUAGAAAAUUACUUACUGCACCAACAAGUUAGUUUACCUUUUUAAGUGAUCAUUUUAAAACAAGUGAUUGUUAGUAGUUUUAGAAGAUGGAGGAAAAAAGAAAAAUAUAUUUGCAUUGGAUAUGUGCAUUUUGCAUUGACUUAUUUUCAUUAAAUCUCAAAGAUCCCAAGUGGGUUUGUCGUUAUAAUGAAUUUUAUCCUUGUGCACAUGGCCCAUCAAAAAAUGUUUGAACAUGCACGUCUGAAUUUUAACAUAUUAGAUAUUAAAUUUCA